Messenger RNA from Jaminaea rosea, 636 nucleotides. RefSeq lists its product as hypothetical. Lineage: Eukaryota; Fungi; Basidiomycota; Exobasidiomycetes; Microstromatales. The transcript is spliced from 3 exons. The record is from RefSeq and is a predicted model, not a curated record. Gene Ontology annotation, biological process: proton motive force-driven ATP synthesis. Gene Ontology annotation, molecular function: proton transmembrane transporter activity. Bases 248 to 523 code for a protein of 91 amino acids.
UUGAGAUCUUCCUACAUUACCUUUACCACCUUCCCCGCACCACCAUCAUAAUCCUAGAAGGCAAAGGACUUAGCGAGCCUGACAUUGCAACCUCCCACUCGCACCGCUACCCUCCAUCACCAGCUAGCUUCUGAGCUGCCUCUGCUCUUGCUUUGCAAAAUCGGCUCGACCCCUCUUUGGCUGUUUCGAUCCUCCGCUUCUUACGGACCACCUAGAUUCCCACCCUUCCCGUCACCACAUCAUCACAAUGACCGCCUCACCAGUAGUCAACGUCGUCCGCUACUCUGCCCUCCUUGGCGGCAUCGGCUACGGCAUCGUCCGCCGUCGUUCGUUGCAAGCGCGCGAGGACAAGCGUUUCGAGGCCGCAGAGUGGAAGCGACAGGAGGACUUGAUCAACAGGGCAAAGGAGGCGUACAAGGAGAGUCUGAGGGUCAAGGUCGCUGCCAAGGAGAGCGGAGUCGUCUCAGACCCGGACAGCCCGAACUUUGACCUGGAGAAGUUCCUCGGCUCGCUGGACAAGUAGAGGGAGUGUGACACGAAGAAGGGAGGAGCGGGGGGAUACAGCGAGCAAUGCGGGUGAUGUAGAGGCAGUAGCAUGGCCUAUGGGGCUGGGAGCCUUGCAUCACGACUGUUGGC